Molecule: messenger RNA, 2730 nt
Organism: Bathycoccus prasinos
Lineage: Eukaryota; Viridiplantae; Chlorophyta; Mamiellophyceae; Mamiellales; Bathycoccaceae
Product: exostosin-like glycosyltransferase
Exons: 1
Coding region: 1-2730 (909 amino acids)
Molecular function (GO): glycosyltransferase activity
Source: RefSeq, a predicted model, not a curated record
AUGUUGAACGCUUUCGUCGUCUCGUUGACGGUGGUUUUUGUGAUUUUGUUCGAGGAGAUAUCGGUGGUGGCGAUGAAAAUUCGUCGUUUUUCGAGAAAUUCCUUUUCUUCGUCCGCGUAUGUAAAACGAACUUUUCGGGAAGAGAACGAAGAGGAGGAGCGAAUUCCUCCGCCUUCGGGUGUUGAGCAUUUGCAACCAACGACGAGUGAAAAGGAGGAGGAGGAGAUAGUACUACUCACCGAGAAAACAUCAGCAGAAGAAGAAAAAGAAGAAGAAGAAGAGAAUAACGAGGACGACGAUGAUGACAUCGACAGAAACGACGAGGACAAAAUGAAUGGCGUAAAGAGUAACGGCGGCGUGUACGCGCGUUCGUACGCCGAGUGGAUGGUGCGCGAGCGAGGCAACGAAAAGCCAAGGAGUCAAAGGAGGAAACGCGCAACGAGUUCGUCAAUUUUUGAUUUGCGCGGAGACUGUCACGAAAAGUGUUUCAAUGGCGGCAAGUGCGAUUACUUUAGCGGCAAGUGCGAUUGUCCAGUUGGGUUCAAAGGCUCGAGUUGUGAAGAUGAAGAGCAGACGUUCCCGUGCAGCGACGGAUUAGAGUUGCGGUGCUCUCACGCGUGCGACGCGACGAGAGGUUUGUGCGUGUGUGGAGAAGGCGCGAGACAUCCCCAGAGAGUUUUGCAUCAGUGGCCAUUUUGUAGUCCAGAUAUGUCAAAGUAUGGAAAAGAAGACUGGUGGAAAGGAAAUGGAGAUGUAGGGGACGAGUACAUUGUAAAUAGGAACAGUAAAAAGUUGGAAGAGUUAAAAUUGGGUAGAAAAGAGUGGGGAGGAUUGCCGACGUUUGCGAUGGUGUUCGGCAGAGAAAAUCCGAGCGCGACGAGUUUGAAAGUAGAAGCGCCGUUUCUCGAGCGCGCGCGAGAGGGUAUUUACGAUGAUAGCGACGAAACAGAGCAAGGAAAGAUAACGAAAGGGAGAGAGAUCGCAAAGGAACUCCCGUCGUGGUGCGACGCAGACUCUAUUCGAACGUUUGAUCCAAUUCGAGAGAAAGACGAGAAUCUCAACGUGCAUCCUCAAGCCGUGAGAAGCUUUCGAGAUUGCAUCAGUAAAUGUCCAGGAAGCAGGUACGGCAAAGCGUGCGAAAAAAUAAUACCGACUUGGUGUCCAAAUCAAUGCAGUGGAAAUGGCGAGUGCGAUGAUGGUUUCUGUAAAUGUAAGAAGGAGUUUUGGGGCGCAGACUGUUCGCUUACGGUGCCAAACAGCGUGAGUUUAUCUUCAUCGCGAAUGAUCGAUUCCGUGAGAUCCGUAUACUCGAAACUUGAAAGUAAACGUCCCUUCAUAUACGUGUACGAAAUGCCAUCAAAGUUCACCUCACAUUGGACGAAAUACGUCAACAGAGGCGAAUUUGUGUGCGGCGAUCGAUUUUACGAGAAACCAAACGACAUCGACAACGACAACGACGACGACGCUUCUCCGCCGCCAUUCCCAGAAAGACCGUCGAAGUGGUUUUAUUCCUUGGAAAAUACACUUCACGAAUUCUUACUCAGGUCGGCACAUCGUACAAUCAAUCCCGAGAACGCGGACGUAUUUUUUAUCCCGCAAUACGGAACGUGCUAUCGUUUAGCAUACCAAACGCCUUCGCCGCAAGUUUCGCUGUCGCUGAUCAAGACAAAGCCCGGCGAUCGCUCGCAUGCGGCAAAUCUCUUUCUAGAACGAGUAACAGAGUACGUUCGAAAUAUUCCAUUCAAUGUCAUCAACAACGAGAAAGGUGAGAUACAGUCGUAUUUCGAUAGGAAUGAAGGUCGAGAUCACGCGGUAAUCGCCGCGUACGAUGAAGGCGCUGUGCACUUUCCUGACAGUAUUGCCAAUGCAAUUUUCAUCACGCAUUGGGGAAAUACAGGAUAUCCACGCAACAGUUCGCACACGGCUUACUCACCGGAUAAAUGGGAUGAACUCGUCAAGCAAGGGGUUGUUACUGGUGCAUGGCGCGCGUACAAUCGGAAUAAAGAUAUCGUCGCCCCUCCUUGGUCGCAGCCAAAGACUAACGAAGUCCGCGAACCCGCAGACGUGAAUAGUUGGACACCAGCGACUCAAAGAACGACGUUUUGUUUCUUCAGCGGAAAUCUUGGUUUGGAAAAACCAUGGGGUGAAGACUACUCGCGCGGUUUACGUCAAAAAGUUGCGAGAAGAUGGCAAAACGUCUACGGUUUCGAUAUUCUCUCACACACGGACGACUACUUGGGAAGAAUACGCUCGUCCAAAUUUUGCCUCGCACUUCCAGGAGAUGGGUGGAGUGGAGGUCUUUCCGUUUAUAUUCGAAAUGGCUGCAUACCAGUCAUCGUACAAGAUGGCGUCGACAUGCCUUGGGAAGGCACGUUCCUCGACUACUCGAAGUUUUCCAUCCGCGUUCGCGAAGGAGACGUCGAAAACCGUCUCCAAAGCGUCCUCGAAACGGUUACACCGGAAGAGCUUCAAAACCUUCAAAACGGUCUCAAAAACGUCUGGCACUUCUUCUCGUACGACGUGCCUAAACAACCGGCAUUUGGACCUCCGGAUGAGAACUUUAAAGGUUCCUGGUCUCCUCCACCCGUCGAUGAAGAAGAAGGAGACGAAAAAGGACCGACGCCUCGCGACGCCUUGGAGUCGCUCGUCCACGCGCUCCAUUUCCGCGCGCAUACGAAUAGUAAGAAAGAAAGGUCAUCGUCGUCUGCGUACGAGUACACGUACGCGUAG